AGUAGACAAACUUUAUGUGGUGUGGCCUCAUCAUGACUGAGCCCGCAACUGCUUCUUCGCACACACAAGCCAAACCUUACUACGCCCGGAACUCGAGCUGAAGCUUGGGAGACCACCGACCACAUCACGAGGACGGCGACGUUCCCAAGAUGCUGUCACAGGAGGAUGAAGCAAUACGGGGCGCCCGCUGCCUCUUCAGCCCAGAGGAAGUUUUCCACCACGCACGCGUCAAACAUGGGGCGCGCCUCUCCUCACUUGCUCGCACCAACCACGUACUGGACAGCCGCGCCCUCUUUAAGCAGCAGUCCCGCUCCGCCGCCCGUAUCCAGUACGACUCGCCCCGUGCCGUCCUCAGGAACGCGCUUGCCACCGACCACACGCUACGCAGCUCCGCGCUCGCUGAUGAUGCAGCCUGCAGCCGUGGUUACCACCGACAGCAACAGCAGCUGUCCCACAAUUCCCAUCAGCAGGGCAACGGCAGCAGUGGCGACAGGGCCACGAUAGGGCGGCGUGUGAGCGGUUGCAGCGUGGGUGACGAGGACGAGGAGUCGGCGGCUGCUGCAGACCCGGCGGCAGUGCUGCUGAAACAGGCGACGGGCUGUGUCGCAGAAAUGCUGUACCAACUGCGUCGCAGCACGACUGAGGAGGCGGCGUCAGCCGGUGUGGCGGCGGCGGCGGCCGCUGCUGAUGCUGCUGCGACGCCACCGGGGCUGGUGGUGACGACGGGGGUUAUCAGCCGAGCGUGCUCGUUGGCGAUGGGUCAGGGCAAUCGAGGCUGUGCGGCGGACGAUGCGGCCGAUGCUGGUGCUGAUGCUUGCGUGGACACGGGCGCUUGCGUGGACACGACGCCGCUGGCCGAAGAGGGAGUGUCUCCGGUGGGCGGCAGCAGCCGCAAUGGCAACCUGCUGGCAGCAGCUCAUCAGGUGUCCUGGGGCGCACUUCACAUGCGGGGUGCAGCGGCGGAGGCAGAAGAGGAGCGGGAGGCAGAGGAGGCAGAUGCUGAAGCGGAGGGCGUGAGCGCGUGCAAUACGAGCGUAUCCUCUUCGUCGCUUGCGGCUGCGAUGGGAGUCACGUUCCCUCGCAGCCCCUGCGGCUGCAGGAGCAUUGGUGGCCGCGGUGCCUGCUCCAGUCGCUUCGUGGUCACGCUGAUGCCAAGCCGCAGCAGCGGGAGCUUCGGCCUCGCUUGCGGCGGCGAGGACAGCGCGGCAGCAGCGGCUGCGGCGUCAAUUGACGACUGCAGCGGACGGUGGUGCGGGGCCGGAAGCCCGCUGCAUUCGCCAUCACCUGCGUUGGAAACAGCAUCCACGGCCGCAACCGCCGUUGCAGGCCACUGGCACCGACACGCCGCGCGCUGGCGUCGGGCAUCCCUUCAGGACUACAGUGGCGGCGGGCUCUGGUUUGUGCAGGAGCCGCUCUCGCCCCCUUGCCGUGGCGGCGAAACAACAGCCGGCACGCGACUGGGGCCCAGCGGUGCUAGGCUGGAAAGCAGCGGCGGUGGCGGUGGCGGCGAUAUUAUUGACGGCGGUGGUGGCCGUGGCCGUGGUGGUGGCGGCACGGGUAGCGGGCGAGGGUCGCUCCGCCGCCUGGCCUCGUCGCACAGCGGCGGCGUGAGCAGCAGCGGCGAUGAUCGCACGUGUUGGCGCUGCGAGCGCGAGCUCCGGGCCCUGCGCGGGAGGCCCUCAGUUGCAGGUGGUGCGGGGCUGGCGGAAGGCCCUGGAGGUGAGAACGGCGGCGGUGACGUCACAUCAGGCGCGGUUGCGGAACAGCGCAAGGACACAGUUGGUGGCGGUGGCGGUCGCAGCGGCAGCCGCAGCCCUGCGGGAACCGCUGCCGCCGUUGCGGUGCCGCCGUUGCAGCUGCAUCUGGUCCGCCCCCGGUCUUCCGCGCCCGCGCCUGCGCCUGCGCCUGCGCCGGUGCCAGAGGGGUGUUCGCAGCAGCCAACCGAUGUGGCGGCCGCGCCAGCCGCGGCGCAGUUGCCGAGGCCCCUCGAGCAUGCGCCGGCUCAGAGGCAGCAGCAUGUGGCGGAGCAGCCCCAGCCCCGACUUGCGCCCCCAGCUGCCCUGACAAGGACCCUUCCAGUGCCUGCGCCUGUGCCUGCGCCUGCUGCCGUGCUGUGGGAGGCGGACGCUCGGCACAACCACGGACCACGGCCACUGCUGACGUCAGGGCCCGCGCCGCAUGCGCCCACAUCAGCGGCCCUCGCCGCGACCUUUGAUGCGACCACUGCCGGUGCCGCGCCGCUGCACCGCACGGCAACACGCUGCGCCGCCGCUGCCGGCAGCGCUGCUCCGCACGGCACCAAAGGGCCUGGCGCCGCCCACGCCGCCCACGCCGCCUUUGUCUCUGCGCAAUCCAAGGGUCUGCUGCACCCCUCGCCUGUACCGACAGCUUCCUCGCCUUCGGCAUCGCCGCUGCACCCCUCACCUGCACCGACAGCUUCCUCACCUUCGGCACCGCCAUUGCAUGCGGCGCUCAGGGCUGCGCGGCCAGGCGCGGUGCUGGCGACGCUGAUGGCGGCGCCUGCUGCGGGCGUGCCGGUAGCGGUCUGCCGGCUGACUGGAGCCACAGGCAGAGGCAGCCGCGACGAGGCGCCUCCGUCGCGUCCGCCGCUGCUGCAGCCGCACCACGCGGCGCAUGUGAUGCCUCGCGGCAGGCAGCAGCCUCAGCCGCAGCAUGCAAAGCACGGCACUGCAACUGCCGUUGGCUGGACCAGCUGCUGCCGGCAGCCGUCCAGCCGGCCACUGGCCCCGGCUUGGGGGAAGCGGGAGCUGGAGGUGGAGGAGGCGGGAGACCCCAGCGCAGCGGCUGUGGACCAGGCAUCCCUGUGCGCCUGGAGCAGCACUGACCCUGCUGCCGGUGCUGCGGGGCUGGAUGAAGAGGUGCAGAACGACGACGGCUCACCGCAGCUGGGAGCAGGCCGAGGCGUCGGCAGCAACAGCAUCAGUAGCAGCAGCAGCAGCCCGCAGCCGCUCUGCAGCACCACCUCAACGCCGCUGGCCUCCCCCCAGCUCCACCUCUCGUACCACACAGCUCACAACCCCGGCCACAACCAGCAGCAGCAGCGUCAGGCCGCCAGCUCGCCGCUUAGCACUUCGCUGGCGUGCACCGCCGGCCGUGGCGGCAGUGGCAGCACGCCGCAGCUCGGCUUAUUAAUGGAGGGGGCGUACGGCGACAUUGAGCACGAACAAGUCCUGCACAUCACAAAGCUCCCGCAACCUUUGUACGAAGCCGGUUGGCCCUGGCCACGCUGCAUGCGCAGGCCAAGUGCCGCGCGGCCGGGCUGGCGGCUCAGCCCCACGCCGCACGUGUCCGUGUCGGUGCCUGCCUCACCAACAACAGUAACGGCAACGGGAGCAGCAGGAGCAACAGCGGCCUCGUCGGCAGCGUGCGGUGACGCAACUGGCAGCAGUUACGGCGGCAGCUAGGAAGCCUCGCAUGUGAGUGCUGUCCGAGGCUUUAGCACGGGUUGCGGCAUUGGUGGAGGAGGUGGUGGCGGCAGCGGUGGCGGCGGUGGCACGGGGAUGUGGCGCCUCGCCACUAAAUGUCACCGCGCCCUCGAGAUCCAGCUACAGCGGUCGCACUCUCCACACAGCAACCACGGCAGUCCGAGCGGCAGUAUCAGCCAGUGGCUCGGCCCGUGCGCCGGCAGGAGGAGGAGCCAGCGGCACUUGCAUUGGCAGCUCUUGCCCCCGUUGCAGCUUGUAUGCCAUUUCCCAGCCAGUGCCACUCUCCGGCGCUUUGCUCGCCUCGGCACGCAAGCUGUGAUGGAGUUGUGUGGAGCAGCAGCGGCAGCCCCGGCGGAGCGCGGCCAUGUAGCGGUGUCCUUUUGCAGGCCGCGGUCGGCAGGGACCGGUUUGGGCGUGAUAGAUCCCAUCAACAGCACCAGCACAGAUUUCUGCAGCACCAGCACCAGCCCCAGCAUUCUGGCGAGUAUCAACCACCACAGUCACAACCGACACCACGUGAGCCACAACCGCCACGCCAUCUUGAUGCUGCGUCGGUGCGGGAAUGGCAGUGAUGGCCCCGGCAUGUCUGGCGAUACCGUAUGGAGUGAUGCGUGCUGCUGGACUGGCAGCUGAGUGGGGGACAGUGGCAGGGAUAGUUGUUUCAAUUGGCUUUGGUGCGGUGCAGGGUACAACUGCUCGAUCGGCUUUGUAAUACCAGGCAUUGCUGUAGCCUUAUUAUAAAGCGGCAUUGCGAUGCGCGUGAGCCCUUUGGUGCGUUCUGGUUGACAUCUUUUGCCAACGGUCAGCGAGUCGAAGUUGAGGAGACGGGGAAUCUAGUGACUUGUGAACGCCUUCCUCUGCCUUCGGAAUCCACAAUGUCUGCAGUAAUUUCGCUUUGCUGGGAGCUUUGUGCAUGUGGCAGCGUGCUCCGGGCGCCGGGGUGUUCAUGGGAACUCGGUUACGCGACCCAGAGCCCGACCCGUCGGCGAAGUCGAAACGGCGCGGGCCGAACUUCCUCUUGACCCUAGUGCAUAUGGACGAUUGCAUUGCAUGGUAUUCGUAGCAUGUCUAUCAAGCAAAUGAGGAUAUGCGUGUCGCGCGUCGCUGUUUAUGCCGGGGGCUCGUCCUCGCGCGUGUGGCCGCGUGUGGCCUUCUGCCGAGCUGCCGAUCCCACCGCGCGACCUCAGGCUGCACCCUGACGUUUACUGACUGUCUUUGUAGCUAACUCGUGCGCAAAUGUAUGCUUUCGAAUUCCCAAUGUUGCGUUUGCUGGAACAGGAACUCCAGUGACACCCACCGUUGACAAACUUGACAAACGUGUCGAUUUAAGCCUAAGGCGCCACCAAAAUGGUGAUAUAAU
Messenger RNA from Chlamydomonas reinhardtii, 4806 nucleotides. RefSeq lists its product as uncharacterized. Lineage: Eukaryota; Viridiplantae; Chlorophyta; Chlorophyceae; Chlamydomonadales; Chlamydomonadaceae. The coding region runs from base 150 to 3425 and encodes 1091 amino acids. The record is from RefSeq and is a predicted model, not a curated record. The transcript is spliced from 2 exons.